Messenger RNA from Telopea speciosissima, 3098 nucleotides. Its product is annotated as SAC3 family protein A-like. Gene Ontology annotation, cellular component: nucleus. The coding region runs from base 16 to 3018 and encodes 1000 amino acids. The record is from RefSeq and is a predicted model, not a curated record. The transcript has 12 exons. Lineage: Eukaryota; Viridiplantae; Streptophyta; Magnoliopsida; Proteales; Proteaceae.
UUGUAAAAGUAAAUAAUGCUGAAUUCACUUUCAUUGUUUAUUGGACAGAAAUGUCAAAUUGUUGAUUCAACUGGACAGGCAUCUGCAUCUUUAACUCCUGGACAUUCCCUUCUGCCCUCGGCGACUGGUUCUACAGCUGUAUCAUGGACCAUGCACAGGACGGAUUAUAGCUCUUCUGAAAACGGACUUAUUCCGACUUCCACCUAUCAUCAUAAUCAGCAGACAGAGCCACUUUCAAGGGAGGUGCAAGAUGGAUUGAACGCUCCAUCAAAUGCCUCUACUUCAUCUAAUUUGGAGGCAGCAAAUGGACCACAAGAAUAUGCUGGAUAUUCAUCAUAUACAAGUUCUACUGAUGCUUAUGGUUAUGGCAACACAGGAUAUCAGAAUGGUUAUUAUUACAACUAUCCACAGCAAACAACCCAUUCGUACUCUCAACAAGGGGGAGUAUAUGAACAUUCAGGUGCUUCUUAUCAGCCUCUUAUCUCAUUUCAGAAUACAGGGCCUGCAAGUUAUACAAGCACUUACUACAAUGCUGCUGAUUAUCAGACAACUGGAGGUUACCCGAGCAACGAGUAUAAUAAUCAGACUAACUUGUGGAAUCAAGGGUCCUAUGCACAUUAUCCUUCUCAUCAGUAUUCAGCCUACACUUCAGAUUCUAAUGGUGCUCAAAGUUCUAGUACUGUAGCUGCAACUCCACUCCAUUAUCAGCAACAAUAUAAGCCAUGGGCAGAUUAUUACAGUCAAACGGAUGUUUCCUGUGCUCCUGGGACGGAGAAUAUUUCUGUUGCCAGUGCAACCACUUCGGGUUGUGCAGUUCCUGGUCACACGGGUGGAUAUCCAUUUUCAAACAGCCAGCCUCCACCACCUGGUACAACAUCCUGGAGACCAGAACCCAGUUCAUCUGAAUUGCCUUCUUCGCAGCAGGCCGGAGCCGUAACAGGCGAUGCUCACAAUGUUUACUGGAAAAAUGAAAAUGGAACUUCAGGAAUCCAAAAUAAUGUCAAUCCAAUGCCAUCAUACUUCCAAAUGCCUUUGAAUCCAAAUCCACUUCCAUAUGAGAGCUCCCAGGAUCAGCAGAAGAUUGCUUGUCCUCAGGGUUCCAAUCUACAAUAUUCUACUAUCAGUCAGGUCCCUCAGAGCCAGGUUCCUCAGAAUUAUCAGCCACCCUUGCAAACCUUUCCAUCUCCGGAUACACGUCGGGUAAGCAAACUGCAGGUUCCAACAAACCCUAGAAUUGCUUCAAAUUUGGGCUUGAACUUGCCAAAAACCGAUAAGGAUAGCUCUACAACCAAUGCAGCAGCAAAGCCAGCUUAUAUCGGUGUCUCAAUGCUGACGUCUAAUGACAAAGUGCCCUCUCAUGAAUCUGCCGAUUCCAUGUUCAAGCCUGGGAUGUUCCCUACAUCUCUACGUGAUUAUGUGGAAAGGGCAUUGGCCCGUUGCAAUGAUGAUUCACAAAAGGCAGCUUGUCAAAAUAUAAUGAAGGAGAUGAUUACAAAAGCAUCUGCUGAUGGUACACUUUAUACACGAGACUGGGAUACUGAACCUCUUUUCCCAUUGCCGGAUAUGCAUAUGGUCAAUAAGGAUGGGAAAAAUUCUGGUGUUGUCUCUUCACUACCAAAGUACAAAAGAAGUCCGAGUAGGCGUACCAAAAGCAGGUGGGAACCUAUAUCAGAGGAGAAGUUGGUUGAGAAACUGGCGUCUGUCAAUCACGUUUCGGUGAAGGAGUUUUCUAGUGGAAUAUGUGAGAGAAAAGAUGAUGGUUGGAAUAAUUCCAAACUCCCUUCAUUGCAACAACAAACUCCAAGUAAAAAUUCUCAGAGGCCUGUUAAGAAGCAGCGGCUUGGUGAUACUGUUGAUGCUGCUGAAAAUGAUGGUGCUUCCAGUGAUAGUGAUAAGGAACAGGGUUUGACUGCGUACUAUUCAAGUGCAGUAGCACUUGCAAAUUCUCCAGAGGAAAGGAAAAGGCGUGAAAAUCGUUCUAAGCGAUUUGAGGCACAUGGACAUCGAGCAAAUGUCAAGCACUUUCGGCAAAAGGCUGUUGGAGCUAGAAGUUUUUAUUCUAGAAGGGCUAGUGUUCUGGAGCUUAGCAGAAGCUAUGAAGAUGGUGGCAGCAGGGCUGUAGAGGAUAUUGAUUGGGAUUCCCUUACUGUCAAAGGAACCUGUCAGGAAAUUGAGAAGCGCUAUUUGCGCCUUACUUCUGCACCUGAUCCUGCCACUGUGAGGCCAGAAGAGGUGUUAGAAAAAGCUCUUCUAAUGGUUCAAAAUUCUCAAAAAAACUACCUCUACAAAUGUGAUCAGUUGAAAUCGAUUCGUCAGGAUUUGACCGUACAGAGGAUACGAAAUGAACUAACUGUCAAGGUGUAUGAAACACAUGCACGUUCGGCACUAGAAGCUGGGGAUCUGGCAGAAUAUAAUCAGUGCCAAUCACAACUGAAAAGCCUUUAUGCAGAAGGAAUCAAGGGAUGUCAUAUGGAAUUUUCUGCUUACAACUUACUUUGCGUUAUCUUACAUUCGAAUAACAACAGAGAUCUUUUAUCAUCAAUGGCAAGAUUAUCAGAUGAAGCAAGAAAGGACGAAGCUCUCAAGCAUGCUCUUGCGGUCCGUGCAGCAGUUACAUCGGGGAACCAUGUCCUGUUCUUCAGGCUGUACAAGAUGGCUCCCAACUUGAACACCUGCCUUAUGGAUCUCUACGUCGAGAAGAUGCGGUUUGAGGCUGUGAGAUGCAUGUCUCGUGCCUAUCGCCCUACAGUUCCUGUUACAUACAUUGCUCAGGUCCUAGGCUUCGCAACUGUCUUGCCAACAAUAGAAGGAAGUGAAGAAAAAGACAUGGACGGAUUGGAGGAAUGUGAGGAAUGGUUAAGGGCGCAUGGUGCAUGCCUUAUCACAGACAACAGCGGAGAGAUGCAGCUAGACACAAAGGCUUCCUCUUCCACCCUUUACAUGCCGGAACCUGAAGAUGCUGUUGCACAUGGGGAUACAAAUCUUGCCGUUAAUGAUUUUCUGACACGAACAUCAUGAAGGCUAUUUUGGUUGUAAUGUAUUUUCUUUUUCCCUUUGCUUAUUUUUGAAAUUUUGCUAGGCCAACUAGUGUAUUAAUG